UCUUCGUAUCACUUUUAAUCUAUACUCAGUAAUGUCGUUUUAAAUAGCUGUUUUUUCCCCAGCUCUGAUGGAAUUCAAAAGGAAUUUAACCAUGAGAAACCAUACAGCGGUGACAUUUGUUCUUGUAGGACUAACUGAUGAUGCAAACUGGCAAAUUGUGAUAUUCCUUUUUCUAUUUCUAACAUAUUUUUUGAGUGUCACUGGAAAUCUGACCAUUAUCCUGCUCACUUUACUGGAUUCCCACCUCAAAACACCUAUGUAUUUCUUCCUCAGGCAUUUUUCAUUUUUAGAAAUGUCAUUCACAUCCGUCUGCAUCCCUAGGUACCUGGUGAGCAUUGUGACUCUGGAUAACAGGAUUUCCUGUGAUGCUUGUAUGACACAAUUGUUUUUUGCUAUCUUCUUGGGUGCAUCAGAGUUUUUCCUGUUGGCCGCCAUGUCCUAUGACCGCUAUGUGGCCAUCUGCAAACCGUUACAUUAUGUGACAAUUAUGAACAACAGAGUCUGUACCCAGCUGGUCAUUACUUCUUGGUUGGCUGGGUUGUUAACAAUCUCUCCUGGGCUUAUCAUGGGUCUGGGGUUGGAGUUCUGUGAUGCUAAUAUUAUUGACCACUUCGCCUGUGACUAUUCUCCUGUUCUGAAACUGUCCUGUACAGACACACGGGUCAUGGAAUUGUUAGGGUUUAUUUUAGCCAUUUUCACGCUCAUGAUUACACUGGCACUCGUGGUGCUCUCCUACGUAAAUAUUGUAAGAACAAUUCUGAAGAUCCCUUCUGCCCAGCGGAGGAAGAAGGCUUUUUCCACCUGUUCCUCCCACAUGAUUGUUGUCUCUAUCUCUUAUGGCAGCUGCAUUUUUAUGUAUAUUAAACCUUCUGCAGAGGAGAGGGUAGCUUUAAACAAGGGGAUAGCAGUGCUCAACACUUCAAUUGCACCUCUCUUAAAUCCUUUUGUAUAUGCCCUAAGAAAUAAGCAAGUGAAACAAGCCCUGAAAGAUAUAAUUAAAAAACGUAUCUUUAUUGCCUUAAACAAAUAAUGCCGGUUUUUAUAAAAGAAUCACACUAAAACUUACUAGAAAAAUGCACCCUAUUCUGAUUACUCUUUUAGCAUAUUAACUUAUUUCCUUUUUAUAUUAGGGUGGUUAUU
This is a messenger RNA of Loxodonta africana (African savanna elephant), 1140 nucleotides long. RefSeq names its product olfactory receptor 6C76-like. Gene Ontology annotation, molecular function: olfactory receptor activity; G protein-coupled receptor activity. The transcript has a single exon. Lineage: Eukaryota; Metazoa; Chordata; Mammalia; Proboscidea; Elephantidae. Gene Ontology annotation, biological process: G protein-coupled receptor signaling pathway. Bases 68 to 1030 code for a protein of 320 amino acids. Gene Ontology annotation, cellular component: membrane. The record is from RefSeq and is a predicted model, not a curated record.